CGAACAAAUUAACAUCAUGUGAAUGGUGAUAGGUGCACUUUUGGCGGCCUAUAAACAUCUUUUGAUAGCGAUCAACCACCCAUCACUCACUCGCUCUCAAGAUGGUAUACCUUCCACCUAAUUCAGCUCUGGAUCCAGCGUUUUGGACACCUCAAAAUAUCCUAGUAGCUUCUGGAACUGCUCUAUUAGCACUCAUUUUGCUGGUGAUCAGAUACCCGAAAGAUCUUAUCGGCACUUCUCGACGAUCACAUAAUGUCUUAUCAUUACCUAGUGCAUUACCCUUAUUGGGUGAUACUCUAUUAGCACUCCAGAUCUCAUUCAAACAAAAGAAGCUAUUAGACGAAAUUCUAUACCAUCAACAUCGUGUCGGCAAAGGAGGAAGGCCUGUUUCGAUCACAUUUCCUUCUUUGGGUGCACGUCAGUAUAUCUUGAAUAUGCCACAAUAUGUGCAUUAUUGUCAAAAGACCGACUUUGAAACAUUUGCCAAAGGAGAUAAUUUCCAUCGUCGCUUAUCAGAUCUUUUAGGUGAACAUGGUAUUUUCGUUGUCGAUGGCGAACCAUGGAAGCGACAAAGAAAGAUGGCAAGUCAUAUUUUCAGCGUGGGUAAUUUCCGAACCUGCGUUCAGCAAACGAUUGAUAUAGAUCUCACAAAGAUGGAAAGACUGUUAAACAAUGUGGCAAGAGAGAAUGUCUCAAUCAAUCUUCCCGACCUAUUCUUUCGAUUCACACUUUCAAGCUUUAGUCAAUUAGCAUUCUCGGCAGACGUUGAAUGUUUGCCUGAAACCGUUCAAGGUCUAAACGUUCGAAACUCGUUCGCAGAUGCAUUCGAUUUCGCUCAAUUGGUUGCAGAUGAAAGAUUUGUAGCAAUCUUUCCACUUUGGUUUGAACAUUUCACACCAACAGGCUUCAAGAUGCGCAAAGCCUUAAAAACUCUCCGAACAUAUUGUUAUCGAACGAUCGAUUUACGUCUUUCUGCUCGUGCAAGAGGUGAAAAUCGAGGUGCAGUUGAUUCGAAGAAUGGGAAAGAUUUAUUGGAAUUAUUCAUCGAUAUGGGCUUAUCACGUAAAGAAUUACUGCCAGUCGUUUUGAACUUUUUGAUCGCCGGAAGGGAUACUACCGCUCAAAGUUUAAGUUGGUUCUUUUUGGAAAUCGCUUCUCAUCCGGAAGUUGUGCAAAAGAUUCGUGAAGAGAUUCAAGAUUCAUUUAGUGACCGAUUGAACGAAAGUCAUCUUACGUACGAUGAUAUGAAGCAACUACCUUACCUUCAAGCUGCAUUCUACGAAGCUAUUCGAUUGCAUCCUGCCGUUCCAAAGAAUAUCAAACAAGCCACUCAAGAUACCGUUAUUCGGCCGUAUGCAACAAAUGACAUCGACGGAAAACGGGAUUUACCCGGAGGAGGAACAAAAGAGCCUCUGCCGGAUAUCACUAUCAAGAAAGGUGAAAGUGUGAUUUGGUCAGAUUACGUUAUGGCUCGAAUGCCGGAAAUUUGGGGAAAUGAUUGUGCAGAAUAUAAGCCUGAACGAUUUUUGGAGACUCGAGAUGGUAAAACGUCUGUUCGACAAUUCUCACAGGCAAUCUUCCAUGCAUUCAAUGCGGGACCUCGUGUUUGCUUAGGCCAAACGCUUGCAACGUAUGAAGGAAUGGCAGUGAUUGUUGCCAUCUUGACGAACUUUGAUAUCAUUUACGAUUACGAAAAGCUAAAGACCGAUCCGCCCACAUUUGCCGAAAGCUUAACACACCCAAUACAGAACCCUUACAGUGUUCGCGUUCAGAGAAGGAACAAUCACUGACUAUCUUAUCGCUCGCUAUUCUAUACCCUUGCUAUCUUAUUCUGUCCACGCUUCCUCUAAUAUUAUAUCAUUUCCUGCAAAAUGUCCAAGCCUGAUCAAGAUAAAGAUUGCGUUUCUAUAUAUCUACCAUGCUUCCCACUUGUGAUCUUUGCCCAUCGAUGCCAAUCGGUUGAACAAUUCAUCCCUUCUAGGCAGAGCAGUAACGAUGAAAGUUUUUCCUUUUUUAUCUUGUAUUUCUAAACCAUCCGUAACUUGACUAUCCAUUGCCCAUCCUACAACCAAUUUACCUUUCCAUCCCAAACCUCCAAUCUUUUUCAACGAAACGAUAUCUUCCACUUGAACGCUGAAAAGAGGAGCCGGUCUUGCUUUUUCUGCUGCAUCACGUAAUAACUUCAAUGCAUUUGGUUCAUCUUCACCUUCUUCGUUGUUCGUUGUUGUCUCGCCUUCACCUUUACUGGCUUUCUUAUCUUGAACUUCU
Molecule: messenger RNA, 2268 nt
Organism: Meira miltonrushii
Lineage: Eukaryota; Fungi; Basidiomycota; Exobasidiomycetes; Exobasidiales; Brachybasidiaceae
Product: cytochrome P450
Exons: 1
Coding region: 102-1790 (562 amino acids)
Molecular function (GO): iron ion binding; monooxygenase activity; heme binding
Source: RefSeq, a predicted model, not a curated record